AUGGGAAAAUCAGCGCCAAACGAAAACUGUUAUGCGAAUAAGCAAUGUGAACACAUAAAUGCUUUCUACAAAUGCGUCACUUAUGAUCAGAAACUUGUUGGCAUUUGCUUGCCAGCUCAGGGCUUAGAAGAAAAAGAAGAAGAUAAAGAAAAGGAUAAAGAAGAGGACAUGCAAGAGGAUAAAGAAGAGGACAAGGAAGAGGACACGGAAGAGGACAAGGAAGAGGAUAAAGAAGAGGACAAGGAAGAGGAAAAAGAAGAGGAUAAAGAAAAAAACAAAGAAAAGGAUAAAGAAGAAGAUAAAGAAGAGGACAAAGAAGAAAAACAA
Messenger RNA from Mesorhabditis belari, 327 nucleotides. Lineage: Eukaryota; Metazoa; Nematoda; Chromadorea; Rhabditida; Rhabditidae. The record is from the annotation of a GenBank genome assembly.